CAAAGGUUGCACGUGCAUUCAUAUAGGACUAAAGCAAAGCUCUUGAUUUAGAACUAGAGUUUUAAAAACUUCUAAAAUAACCUUUAAUUUCUGUUGUUGAGGUAUUAAAAGUAUUUUAAAAAUAUAAUAAAAUUAUUUUUAAGAUAUAUUCGCUGAAUAAAGUUUAUUCUUCGAGUAUCUGGAAAUACGUGUGAGCGAUAAAUCAAUUGAAUAAUACUAGUGACAUUUUCAGUAAAGAUGACCUCAACUAUUUAUUCUUCAAUUAAGAAAUGCACAAUGUUUGCUUGCUAUAGAAUAUUUAGAAGCAAUAAUGGAAAAAAGUAAGAGUUGUUUUAUAUUAUUAUGUAAAUUAAGACAAAUAGCGUCAUAAAAACAUUUAAAAAAAUGGAUCGAAGAAGCUCUUUUCGUGUACCAGAUAGAACUAUAGUUAUAGCAGUUGACUCAAGCGAUAAUUCUAAGCAUGCAUUCAAUCGUUACCUUGAAGAAUAUUACAGAGGAGGGGACGAAAUAUUAAUAACUCAUAUCCCGGAGUUACCCAAAUUUCCGACAAUUCAAUUCAGAUCAGGACUAGUACUGCCAACCGAUGAAUGGGUAAAGAGAUUGGAGGAGAAGCAAGAUAAAAGCUCAAAAUUUUUAGAUUAUUACGAUAAACUAUGUAAUGAGAAGGGUAUAAAACGAAAGAUUAUUAUCAAAUUCGGCCCUGAUAAACCUGCCGAAGAAAUUUGGAAGAUUGCCCUCGAGAACGAUGCAAAACUUAUUGUAGUUGGAACAAGAGGUUUAGGUCCUUUAAAAAGAGCUCUUUUAGGAUCCGUUUCUGAACAAGUCGCGAGAUUUGCAGCUGGCGGUUUAGUCACAUCGGGCAUUAGUGCCUACUUAACUUUUUCUUCACCCAUAUUUGCUGAUAGCAAGAGCGAAAUAGCAAAAUUCAUGUCGGUGCCACUAACGGACUAUGAGACCUUAAAAAAGGAGUCGAAAAAUGACAUGAAAGCUAAGAUGGAGCUGUUUAUCAUGGAGAUGCAAGGUGAAAUUUGCAGAAAGUUAGAGAAACUAGAUGGAAAGCAAAAUUUUCAAAUUGACAAGUGGAAUAGAAAAGAGGGCGGAGGAGGUAUAACAUGUAUUAUGAAUGGAGGCGACGUCUUUGAAAAAGCCGGCGUUAACAUAUCGGUUGUUCAUGGUGAUCUUCCGCCGGCUGCAGUCGCUCAAAUGAAGUCGAGAGGUCAUGAUUUGAAUGCUGACAAAUCUCUACCGUUUUUUGCUUGUGGAAUAAGCUCAAAAAACCCUCAUGUGCCUACUAUUCACUUCAAUUACAGAUAUUUUGAAGUGAAAAAUGAGGAUAAAAAGAUUUGGUGGUUUGGGGGUGGAACUGAUUUGACACCUUAUUACUUAAACGAAGAAGACUGUAAACAUUUUCAUAAAACCUUAAAAGCCGCUUGCGAUAAACACAGCCCUACAUAUUAUGAAAAAUUUAAAAAAUGGUGCGAUAAUUAUUUCUUUAUUAAACAUCGAGGAGAAAGUAGAGGAGUAGGCGGGAUAUUUUUUGAUGAUUUAGAAUCACCGAAUCAAAAUGAAGCAUUCAAAUUUGUACAAACUUGUGCUAAAGCCAUACUUCCAUCGUACGUUCCAAUUGUAGAAAAGCACAAGAGUGACUCUUACACUCAGGCUGAAAGAGAAUGGCAACUUCUUCGACGAGGUCGUUAUGUUGAAUUCAAUUUGGUGUACGAUAGAGGAACAAAGUUUGGUUUAAUGACGCCAGGCUCAAGGAUUGAAAGCAUUUUGAUGUCUUUACCUACUUAUGCAAAAUGGGAAUAUUGUCAUAAUCCAAAACCAGAAAGCAAUGAAGCGAAAAUAUUAAAAGUUCUAAAGGAGCCUGUCGACUGGAUUAAGCAAUAA
Dimorphilus gyrociliatus is the source of this 1890-nucleotide messenger RNA. The record is from the annotation of a GenBank genome assembly. NCBI's taxonomy places the organism in Eukaryota, Metazoa, Annelida, Polychaeta, Dinophilidae.